GGUUACUGAGGGGUCAACGUGGAACAAUGGCUCACCUGCGCCAUAUCGGAGCUGCAAUAGGAGCUGUAGUUGCAAUCAUGGGCAGCGUGGUGUUCAUGUCAUGGAAGUACUUUAACAGCAAAAGGCGUUAUCCCGAGGAAGAAUACGAUAGUAUCAAAGAGACCCAACCUAGGGAGAAGCAGAUUCUGGUUCUUGGUUUAGACGGUGCUGGAAAAACCAGCAUUCUCAAUUGUUUGGCCAAUCAUACAGUGAAGCAUAGCACUUCACCUACUCAAGGCUUUAAUGCAAUAUGCAUACAGACUGGAGGCUGCAAAUUGGAUUUCCUUGAAAUUGGAGGUAGCUGCAACUUGCGCUCAUACUGGAAUCUCUACCUAAACAAAGCCCAAAUGUUGAUUUAUGUGGUGGAUUCUGCAGACCACGAACGUUUGCCUCUUGCUGGGCAGGAGCUUCAUCGGCUGCUCAAACAAGAUCCAUUGCUGCCACUAGUGUUAUUGGCAAAUAAACAGGACCUUCAUGGGGCUCUUAAUAUUUCUGAUCUUCAUAGAAAGCUUCUACUCCACGAUGUGAAUUAUGAAAAAAAACUUUUCCUCAUGGCUACUAAUGUCACCAAGGAUGGGACGGAGAUCCCGAAAAGUAUUCACUGUGUUAAGGAACUUAUCAUUCAGUGGAUUUCACAGAAAAGCUGAGCAAACAGCAAUUCAUAUUUCUGGAGGAUUGCUAAAAAUUUACUUUAAGUAUUACAAUAUUAUCCAGUAAUUCAUGUCUUAGCCACAUUGAGUUCAGAGGGCGGGAGGAGGAAGAAAGCAAUGGAUUUACCUUUUCAAAAAUUGUAAUAGUAUGCAUAUUUAAUUUUUUUUAACAACCUUCCAUAGCAACACGGAGUUUUAGUAUCCUUGCGUAUGUUAUAUUUUUUUGAUAAUCCUAAUGUUAAACAUAAGAUUUUUGUAGUAGUGAAAUUUAUCCUACUUUUUCAG
Carcharodon carcharias (great white shark) is the source of this 974-nucleotide messenger RNA. RefSeq names its product ADP-ribosylation factor-like protein 9. Gene Ontology annotation, molecular function: GTPase activity; GTP binding. The transcript has 4 exons. The coding region runs from base 27 to 686 and encodes 219 amino acids. NCBI's taxonomy places the organism in Eukaryota, Metazoa, Chordata, Chondrichthyes, Lamniformes, Lamnidae. The record is from RefSeq and is a predicted model, not a curated record.